Leptonychotes weddellii (Weddell seal) is the source of this 3825-nucleotide messenger RNA. NCBI's taxonomy places the organism in Eukaryota, Metazoa, Chordata, Mammalia, Carnivora, Phocidae. The record is from RefSeq and is a predicted model, not a curated record.
AUGUCUGUGCCUAGUUCAGUGUGUGGCACAUUCAAUUUUAAUCUAUCAUUCUCAGCUGAUAUAAUCCUGACCAAAGAAAAGAACUCAAGUUCACAAAGAUCUACUCAGGAAAAAUUAUAUUUAGAAAGAAGUGCCCUAUCUGGUCAGGUUUCUGCAAAAGUAAACAUUUUUCGAAAGAGCAGACGGCAGCAUAAAACUACCCACCGCUAUUCGAUAAGAGAUGCAAGAAAGACACGGCUCUCCACCUCAGACUCAGAAGCCAAUUCAGACGACAAGAGCAUAGCGAUGAAUAAGCAUCGAAGGCCCCGUCUGCUACAGCAUUUUGCAACACAGUCUCCUAAAGACGACCACCUUACAGCUAAACUUGACCACUUAUCAACCAAAGAACAGACUCCUCCUGACACAAUGGCUUUGGAAAAUUCCAAGGAGAUUAUUCCAAGACAGGAGUCAAACAGUGACAUUUUGAGUGAGCCAGCUGCCUUGUCUAUUAUCAGUCACAUGAAUAAUUCUCCUUUUGACUUAUGUCAUGUUUUGUUAUCUUUAUUAGAGAAAGUUUGUAAGUUUGACAUGACCUUGAAUCAUAAUUCUGCUCUGGCAGCCACUGUAGUGCCCACACUGACUGAAUUUCUAACAGGCUUUGGGGACUGCUGUAAUCUAAGUGACAACUUGGAGAGUCAGAUGCUUUCUACAGGUUGGACUGAAGAACCGGUGGCUUUGGUUCAACGGAUGCUUUUUCGAACAGUGUUGCAUCUUAUGUCAGUAGAUAUUAGUACUGCAGAGAUGAUGCCGGAAAAUCUUAGGAAAAAUUUAACGGAAUUGCUGAGAGCAGCUUUAAAAAUUAGAACUUGCCUAGAAAAGCAGCCUGACCCCUUCGCACCAAGACAGAAGAGAACACUACAGGAGGUUCGAGAAGGUUUUGUGUUUUCGAAGUAUCGUCAUAGAGCCCUUCUUUUGCCGGAGCUUCUAGAAGGGGUUCUGCAGAUCCUGAUCUGUUGUCUUCAAAGUGCAGCUUCCAAUCCCUUCUUCUUCAGUCAAGCCAUGGAUUUGGUUCAAGAAUUCAUUCAGCACCACGGAUUCAAUUUAUUUGAAACAGCCGUUCUUCAAAUGGAAUGGCUGGUUUUAAGAGAGGGAGUUCCCACUGAGGCCUCAGAACAUCUGAAAGCCCUCAUAAAUAGUGUGAUGAAAAUCAUGAGCACUGUCAAAAAAGUGAAAUCAGAGCAACUUCAUCAUUCAAUGUGUACAAGGAAAAGGCACCGACGAUGUGAAUAUUCUCACUUUAUGCACCACCACAGAGACCUCUCAGGUCUCCUGGUGUCGGCUUUUAAAAACCAGGUUUCCAAAAACCCAUUUGAAGAGACUGCAGAUGGAGACGUUCAUUAUCCCGAGCGGUGCUGUUGUAUCGCGGUGUGCGCUCAUCAGUGCUUACGCUUACUCCAGCAGGCUUCCUUGAGCAGCACCUGUGUCCAGAUUCUGUCGGGCAUCCAGAACGUCGGAAUAUGCUGUUGCAUGGAUCCCAAAUCCGUAAUCAUCCCUUUGCUCCAUGCUUUUCAGCUGCCUGCACUGAAGCAUUUUCAGCAGCAUAUAUUGAAUAUCCUUAACAAGCUUAUUUUGGAUCAGUUAGGAGGAGCUGAGACACCGCAAAAAAUUAAACAAGCAACUUGCAAUAUUUGUACCAUUGACCCUGAUCAACUGGCCAAAUUAGAAGAGACACUGCAGGGAAACUCAUGUGAUGCUGCACCUUCCCCAAGUCUGUCCAGCCCUUCCUACAAAUUUCAAGGGAUCUUGCCCAGCAGCGGAUCUGAAGACUUGCUGUGGAAAUGGGAUGCCUUAGAGGCUUAUCAGAAGUUUGUUUUUGAAGAAGACAGGUUACGUAGUGUACAGGUUGCAAAUCACAUCUGCAGUCUAAUCCAGAAAGGCAAUGUAGUUGUCCAGUGGAAACUGUAUAAUUCCGUAUUUAAUCCUGUGCUCCAGCGAGGCGUUCAAUUAGCACAUCAUUGUCAACACCUUAGCAUCACGUCAGCUCCGACUCAUGUAUGUAGCCAUCAUGACCAGUGUUUGCCUCAGGAAGUGCUUCAGAUUUAUUUAAAAACUCUGCCUACUCUGCUUAAAUCAAGGGUAAUAAGAGAUUUGUUUUUAAGUUGUAAUGGAGUAAAUCAAAUAAUUGAAUUAAAUUACUUAGAUGGUGUUCGAAGUCAUUCCCUAAAAGCAUUUGAAACUCUGAUAAUCAGCCUAGGGGAACAACAAAAAGAUUCUUCAAUUCCAGGUAUUGAUGGGAUAGACGUCGAACAGAAGGAAUUGUCAUCUUUAAAUGUAGGUACUUCUUUUCGUAACCAGCAAGCUUACUCAGAUUCUCCUCAGAGUCUUAGCAAAUUUUAUGCCAGUCUCAAAGAAGCCUAUCCGAAGAAACGGAAGUCUGUUAACCAGGAUGUUCAUAGCAACAUGAUAAACCUGUUCCUCUGUGUGGCAUUCUUAUGUGUAAGUAAGGAAGCGGAAUCUGAUAGAGAGUCAGCCAAUGAUUCAGAAGAUACUUCUGGCUAUGACAGUACAGCGAGUGAACCUUUACAUCAUAUGCCGCCCUGUUUAUCUCCCGAGAGCCUGGUCUUGCCUUCUCCCAAACAUAUGCACCAAGCAGCAGAUAUUUGGUCCAUGUGUCGUUGGAUCUACAUGUUGAGUCCUGUUUUCCAGAAACAGUUUUACCGGCUUGGUGGUUUCCAGGCUUGCCAUAAAUUAAUAUUUAUGAUCAUACAGAAACUGUUCAGAAGUCAUGAAGAGGAGGGAAAGGAGGAAGGAGGCCUAAAUGUCCAUGAAAACCAAGAUAUAAGUAGAACUUCUCAAUCUGAGAACACCAUGAAGGAAGAUUUAUUAUCUUUAACUGUAAAAAGAAGCCCCACACCAUCAGAGCUGGGUAGUCUAAACAAGAGUGCUGACAGUGUAAGUAAAUUAGAGUCACAGCAUAUUUCUUCCAUAAAUGUGGGACAUAUUUCAGCUACUGAAGCUGCUCCUGAGGAAGCAAAGAUAUUUACGAGUCGAGAAAGUGAGCCAUCACUUCAGAGCAUACGACUUUUGGAAGCCCUUCUGGCCAUUUGUCUUCAUAGCACCAGAGCUAGUCAGCAAAAGAUGGAAUUAGAGUUACCUAAUCAGAACUUGUCUGUGGAAAACAUAUUGUUUGAAAUGAGGGACCAUCUUUCCCAGUCAAAGGUGAUUGAAACAGAAUUAGCAAAGCCUUUAUUUGAUGCCCUGCUUCGAGUCGCACUGGGGAAUCAUUCAGCAGAUUUUGAACAUCAUGAUGCUAUGACUGAGAAGAGUCAUCAAUCUGAAGAAGAAUUGUCAUCCCAACCUGGUGAUUUUUCAGAAGAAGCUGAGGACUCCCAGUGUUGUAGUCUCAAACUUUUGGUCGAAGAAGAAGGCUAUGAAGCAGACAGUGAGAGCAAUCCUGAGGAUAGUGAAACCCGAGAUGAUGGUGUAGAUUUGAAGCCUGAAGCAGAAGUUUUCAGUGCAUUAAGCAGCCCAAAGGACUUGCUUGAAAACCUCACUGAAGGGGAAAUAAUAUAUCCUGAGAUUUGUAUGCUGGAAUUAAAUUUGCUUUCCACUGGUAAAGCCAAACUUGAUGUACUUGCCCAUGUAUUUGAGAGUUUUUUGAAAAUCAUCAGACAGAAGGAAAAGAAUAUUUUUCUACUCAUGCAACAGGGAACUGUGAAAAAUCUUUUAGGAGGGUUCUUGAGUAUUUUAACGCAGGCUGAUUCUGAUUUUCAAGGUGCGUUGAAACUGUUAGUUUUACACAAUAGCUUUGAAAUUAUUUUGUUGUUAUGUGAAAUGAAGAGUUGA